CCCAUCUGGCAAGGUUGUUGUAGCGACAAGUUUGUAUUGUUUUUCGUGCUGUCAGUAGUUUUAUUACUAAUAGUAAGCCAUUUUUAAGGUUUAAAUAAGUCUCAAUUAAAAAGUUAUGUCGUUAUUAACAAAGAAUAAUGCAAAUCAGCACUGCCGUACUUGUUUAAAAAGGCUCGGUGCUAAUACAGACUGUUUUUCUGGUAAUGUUGAUCAAGACGAUAUACCGGAUAGCAAGGAGCUGCAAUUUAACAUUUAUAGCGAUCCUGAGCUGCAACAACUCAUAUAUAUGUAUAUAGAUGGUCCCAGCAGAAGUAACACGGCAAAUGUUGUUGAUAAUGAAUUGCCAGCACACAUAUGCCUCGCUUGCUACAGUUUGCUCAACAACUUUGCAUUAUUCCGUAAAAGGGCUCAACAGAACGCCGAAAAAUUACGCACUGUUCUUAAUUGUAGUAGUGGCAUGAUAAAAGUUGAAAUCAACUAUGACGAAGAUGAAAAUCAAUUUAUGGAAAAAAGAGAACGUGUGGAAAACUUGGUUCAGGAUUGCAAAUUGCAAUUUAGGGAUGCGCUUAUGGAAGACGAGCAAGUUUUUUUCGAUACAUCGGUAGCAAACUUAGCAGACACAGAACUAAAUGAUGAGAUGGCAGAUCCUUUUGCACCUGCAUUGCAAACGGCUGUCGAUUGUGACAGUAAAACAGUUGCUGGAAAGGAGGACGACAUUAAGAAAGAAGAGCCUACAUUAGAUAACAACGAAAAGUAUAAAUGUACACACUGCACACAGACGUAUGCUUUCAAUUCAGAAUUGCAAGCACAUAUGCGGGAAGCGCACGAUAAUAAGUUGCCGUUUACGUGUAGUCAUUGCGACAAAGCCUACAGAUAUAUUCGCAGUCUACAGGAACAUAUGAAGCAAAAACAUCAAACAGUACUAAAUCCAGACGCCCAGUUUAAGUGCAAUGUGUGCCCAAAGGCAUUCACAACAGAUUUGUCACUAAAAAAACAUAUGUGUUUUCAUAUUAAAGAAGAUAUGUCUCGUGUUUGUGGAAUUUGUGGUAAACGAUUUCCGGUAAAAAAUUUGCUAGUGGAUCAUUUACGCACACAUUCGACAGAUGGCAGAAUACCUUGUGGUCAGUGCGAUAAAAGUUUUAUGUGGUAUCAAGAUCUAUUGAAUCAUGAACUUUCGGCACAUCUGAAAGAGAAACCGUUUCCCUGUAAACUUUGUGAUAAAUCAUUUCAAACGCAAAAGUCUCUACGCUUCCACAAUUACAGACAUUCUGGAGAAAAACCAUACCUUUGUGACGUUUGUGGAAAGGACUUCCGUCAACCAACGGCUAUGAAACAACACCGGCUGAAACAUUUUAAAGAUGAUACGGUUGAAAAAAAGCUAGAUGCUUGAUUUUAUAAGUAUAUAUGUUGUAAUCUCUAAAAGUAUUUUAAUCCUAGAAAAUGAUGUAAUGAAGCGCAUCAAUAUUUUAAUAAUUUUAUGCUACAUAGUAAGUAUAUAUAGGGA
This is a messenger RNA of Bactrocera latifrons, 1504 nucleotides long. RefSeq names its product zinc finger protein 660-like. Gene Ontology annotation, biological process: regulation of DNA-templated transcription. Gene Ontology annotation, cellular component: nucleus. Bases 116 to 1390 code for a protein of 424 amino acids. The transcript is spliced from 2 exons. NCBI's taxonomy places the organism in Eukaryota, Metazoa, Arthropoda, Insecta, Diptera, Tephritidae. Gene Ontology annotation, molecular function: zinc ion binding; DNA-binding transcription factor activity, RNA polymerase II-specific; RNA polymerase II cis-regulatory region sequence-specific DNA binding. The record is from RefSeq and is a predicted model, not a curated record.